Messenger RNA from Eimeria necatrix, 1410 nucleotides. Its product is annotated as ctr copper transporter domain-containing protein, putative. Lineage: Eukaryota; Apicomplexa; Conoidasida; Eucoccidiorida; Eimeriidae. Bases 1 to 1410 code for a protein of 469 amino acids. Gene Ontology annotation, biological process: intracellular copper ion homeostasis; copper ion transmembrane transport. The transcript has 3 exons. The record is from RefSeq and is a predicted model, not a curated record. Gene Ontology annotation, cellular component: plasma membrane. Gene Ontology annotation, molecular function: copper ion transmembrane transporter activity.
AUGAAGGCUGCAGCUGCUGCUCUGUUUCUGGCUGCUGCCUGCUGCUGCUGCAGCAGGUUGCUGCAGGCUGCAGCAACAGAAGACGCAGCUGCUGUUCCUGCUGCUGCCCCCCACACGAGCGGGGACGCAGCAGCAGCAGCAGCAAGAGAAGCAGCAGCAGCAGCAGCAGCAGCAAGAGAAGCAGCGGCAGCAGCAGCAGCAGCGCCAGAAGUACCGGCAGAACCAGCAGCAGCAACUCCAGUGAACGACGCUUCCACAGAAGCAGCAGAAACAGCAGCAGCAGCAGCAGCAGCAACAGCAGCAACAGCAGCAGCAGCAGACAGUGGCGCUGCUGCUCCCAAAAAGGGCGGCUGUGGAUGUAAAAAGAAAGCAGCAGCAGAAGCAGCAGCAGCAGCAGCAGCAGCAACACAAGCAGCAGCAGAAGAAGCAGCAGCAGCAGAGGGAGCAGCAGAGAAAUGUGGCGGCUGCUCCAAAGGAGAAGCAGCAACAGCAACAGCAGCAACAGCAGCAACAGCAGCAGCAGCAGCAGCAACAGGUCCAUCGAAAAGCUGCUGCGGAGACAAUGAAGUUUCUCGCCAAGCAGCAGCAGCAGCAGCAGCACCAGGUGGCGGCUGCUGCAGCAGCAAAGCAGCAGCAGCACAAGGGGAAGCAGCAGGAGCACCUGGCUGCUGCCAAGGCAAGAAGGCAGCAGCAGCAGCAGCUGCUGCUGCUGCAGCAACUGCAGUGGAAGUAGAUGGGGGCUGCUGCAGCGGCAAAGCAGCAGCAGCAGCAGCACCAGCAGCAGCAGCAGCACCAGCAGCAGCAGGGAGCGGCGGCUGCUGCAGGAGCAAGUCCGCAGCAGCAGCACCAGCAGCGGGCGGCGGCUGCUGCAGCAGCAACAAAGCAGCAGCAGCAGCACCAGCAGCAGCAGCAGCAGCAGCAGCAAAACACGAAGCAGCAGUGGGAAACAAAAGCAGCUGCUGCGGAGUUAUGCCCAUGAGUUUUCAAACUUCAACUCACACUGUUAUUCUCUUUAGGUCUUGGGAGACAACCAACGACGUGUCGUUUUGGCUGUCUUGCGUGAUAUGGUUUUUGCUGGGGGCGUUUUCGGUGGUUUUGAAGCUGCUGCGGCAGCAAGUGGACCAGUGGACCAGUGCCCCCCCAGCAGCAGCAGCAGCAGCAGCAGCAGCAGCAGCAGCAGGGAAGGCGGGCGCUGCUGCAGCGUGGCGGCAGCAGCUGCUGCGCUCGGGUGUAUAUACAGCUGUCUACGCCUUCGACUACUUGCUGAUGCUGGUUGCGCAGCAGCAGCAGCAGCAGCAGCAGCAGCAGCAGCGAGGCUGGGGGGCAGCAGCUGCAGCAGCAGCAGCAGCAGCAGCGGCAGCAGUGCAGCAGCGGCGCCCGCUGCUGCACCAACGGCAACAGCAGCAAUAG